Cuscuta epithymum is the source of this 2430-nucleotide messenger RNA. The record is from the annotation of a GenBank genome assembly. Lineage: Eukaryota; Viridiplantae; Streptophyta; Magnoliopsida; Solanales; Convolvulaceae.
AGAGGAACCCCCACCCCCCUUUCCCUUCCAUUAUUCGGCCAACCCACAAGAGAGGAGCAAGAAGGAGCUCUCAACCCAUCCUCCAUUUUUGCAGCACAAGCUCAAGCUUAAGGAGUCCAAAGAAGGGGUUUUGGGAAGGAAAAGUUGGGAGAAAGUGAGAAAGAUUAAGGGACUUGAUAUAGAGUAUCUUUGAGCUUCGCCGGAGUUUCGCCAGAGUUGGUCAAAGUUGGCCGGAGUUGGUCAAAGUUCACCGGAAUUAGUCCAAGUUCAACCGCGGAGCGUAGAACACGCUUAAGCUCACUUAAGUUUCAGGUAGGGAGUAGAGCUUGCUACUACCGCUCGUUGCUUCGGGAAUUCAAGGAGGAAGGCGGGAAAUGGAGCCAACCGGAAGGGUCACUAGGAGGAACCCGACAGGCCGCGUACCGGAUGGAUCCGAGCGCGGUAGCCGGGGGUCCACUAGGGGAUCAAGAGGAAGGGGCCGUGGAGGCCAACGUCAAACCGUGAGCGAUGGCCAUGUCGACACGGAGAGUGAGACCUAUUGGUCUUAUGAGGACUCAACCUACCGGCCGGAAACUGAGCCGGUUGAGACCCCUUAUGAAGGGGAUGAUGAUUAUGUGAGCGACGAGGAGGAAAGUGGCUCCUUGGCUCGGAUCGAAGCGUUGCUCCAACAAUAUCAUCGGGAGCGCGAGGAAAGGAGGGAACGCCGAAGGCGCCGUGCAGGGCAACCUUCGGGUGGGGCUCCAAGAGGAAGGAGCUAUGGUGAUUCAAGAACCCAUGUGGAAGCGCAUGGGAGUCGAGGUGAUGGAGGUCCAACCAUAAGGAUCUCCAAAUACAUCAAAGAGGCGAGGGACUUGGGGUGCAAACCGUUCGAUGGGACGGGGGACAUCUCGGUGGCCGCGCAAUGGAUCAAGAGGCUGAACGAGGCGGCCCUUGACAUGCAACUCACCCCCGAUUUCAAACUGAGAAUCGCGGUGAGGUUACUUGAAGGGUUGGCAUCCAAGUGGUGGGAUGGAACCAAGGGCAAGUAUGGAGGGAAUGUUACUUGGGAGGAUUUUCGGCAAGAAUUCUUUGCCCAAUACUACUCUGACUUUGAGGUAAAUGCCAAGGUGAGAGAAUACACUCUUCUAACCCAAGGGGGUAACAUGACGGUGAAAGAACUUGAGCACAAGUUCAGGGACCUUGCCGACCACAUACCGGAGUAUGCUUGUGAUGAAAACCGAAUGGUGAAUCACUUUUGGGAGGCCUUGGACUUGGAGAUACGUGAUAGGGCGACUCAAUUGCCCAACAUGACUUUCAGCCAAGUGGUUGCCCAAGGGUUGAAAGGAGAGAAGCAAUGGGAAGAGAGAAAGAAGAGAGACGCCGAUGAGGCGAAGAAGAGGAAAUGGGAGAACCAUGGCCCCCAAGGUUCUAACAAAAAGGGGAACCCUGGGGGAGGUGGAUCGUUCAGAGCACCGGCACCGCCAUCCAAGGGGAACCCGACCUUCAGCGGGCACAACUCGGGCUCCCAAGCCUCAACGACGCCCAGGUGCAGGAAUUGCAACAGGAGCCACGCCGGUAAGUGUCGUGAUCCACCACGGUGCUUCCAAUGCGGGAGCACAGGGCAUAUUAAACCAAAUUGCCCUCAACUUGGUGGGAACCGAGGGGCGGGAUCAAGCGGCGCCACCACGGCGAGUAGGAGCCGAACCGGGGCACCUCAUGCUAGUACGGGGCAAGGGGGAGCGAGCACGAGCAACGCGCCGUCCGUGAAUCAGGGGAGGUCUCAAGCACGGGUCUAUGCGAUGACCGAGGCCGACGCUCGGGCUAAUCCCGACUCCGUUGCAGCACAAGCUCAAGCUUAAGGAGUCCAAAGAAGGGGUUUUGGGAAGGAAAAGUUGGGAGAAAGUGAGAAAGAUUAAGGGACUUGAUAUAGAGUAUCUUUGAGCUUCGCCGGAGUUUCGCCAGAGUUGGUCAAAGUUGGCCGGAGUUGGUCAAAGUUCACCGGAAUUAGUCCAAGUUCAACCGCGGAGCGUAGAACACGCUUAAGCUCACUUAAGUUUCAGGUAGGGAGUAGAGCUUGCUACUACCGCUCGUUGCUUCGGGAAUUCAAGGAGGAAGGCGGGGUUCGUACUUCUCCUGUUUCUGUUUUGAAAACAAUUUAAAUAAUGCUCAUGGAUAUUAUUUCGAACAUUUAUUUGGGGGCUUGUAUGCCCGUGGUUGCCACGUGUGGCUUGAAUAUUUGUAAUUAUGUUUCCGCUGCUUAAUUAAAUAUUUUACGUUAUGAUUGUUUAUGGAUGUACUAUGUGUGAAUGGUAUUCAAGACGCCUAGUAUAGUAUGGAUGAGUUGGACUGCGGUUGACUAUUCGUACUGUACGGCGGGUUGUUGACGUGUCCGGUAGGUCCGGGGCGUGACAGUAACACUUAAAUGUGAUUAUAGCUGUAAUAAUCUGGUCA